Molecule: messenger RNA, 582 nt
Organism: Rotaria sp. Silwood2
Lineage: Eukaryota; Metazoa; Rotifera; Eurotatoria; Philodinida; Philodinidae
Source: the annotation of a GenBank genome assembly
AUGAGAGUAAAAAAUUUCUUUCCAACAGCAUGGCAUCUUAAUCGAAUUGAAAUGGAAAAUCUUAAGACAAAUGAACGAUUUCUAUUUCAUUGUGGAAGAUGGUUAUCAAAAAGAGAUGGUGAUAAACAAAUUAUUCGAGAAUUACCAGCUGAAGGACCUGGAAUUAAUAAACCAUUACCUGUUAUUAAAUAUCAUGUUGAUCUAUAUACGGGAAGUAGACGUGGUGCGGGUACAGAUGCGAAUGUAUUUAUUAAUAUAUUUGAUGAUAUUGGAGAUACAGGAGAAUAUUCAUCAACAAAUAAGAAUAAAUUCGAAAGGAAGAAUGUUGAUAAAUUUGUUAUCGAAGCAGUUUCAUUAAAACAAAUAAAAAAGAUUCGAAUUGGUCAUGAUGGAACUGGUCCAGAUGCAGGAUGGUUUUUAGAUAAAGUUGUUGUUCGUCCAGAAGAUAUACAUUAUGAAGAAGCAACAUUUAUAUGCAAUAAAUGGCUUGUUACUGAUGAAGAUGAUGGUCUAAUUGUUCGUGAAUUAAGUCUUGGUUUUGCAGGACAACCUUUAGAUAAGACAACAUAUAAUGUUACUUAG